This is a messenger RNA of Diuraphis noxia (Russian wheat aphid), 1901 nucleotides long. RefSeq lists its product as uncharacterized. The record is from RefSeq and is a predicted model, not a curated record. Gene Ontology annotation, molecular function: protein binding. NCBI's taxonomy places the organism in Eukaryota, Metazoa, Arthropoda, Insecta, Hemiptera, Aphididae.
AUUUACAGAAUCUGAAAUUAAACUUAUAAAUGAAACUAGAAAUACAACUACAGAAAUUCUAAAUGAUUUAAAAGCAGAUACCACAUACCAAAUUGGAGUUAUGGUUAUAGCAAGUGAUGGAAAUUUCAAUCGUGAAGAUAUAGUUUACAAUCAAUAUAAGACAUCGUGUAUCCAACCUGAUAUUACUGAUUAUAACAUUCAUUUAAUCAGUGGGAUAAAAAGCGUCAAAAUACGAUGGGAUGAAAUAAUACCUAAACAAUUAGAAUGCAAUGUAAUUGAAUAUGUUUUGACAUUAACCUAUAACCAAUCACAAAAUCAAAUGGUUGGUAUCAAAGAAAUAAAAUCAAGUUCMAAAAGUGGCCACUUAAUAGAAAAUCUUUAUCCUGGAUACAAUUAUAGCAUAUUUCUGACUCCUAAGACAAAUAAAGGACCAUUAAUUUCGUCGCCUACUUAUUCAUUUACUCCUUUAAUAACAAGAAACGAUGUCAUUAUUAAAGACAUUGUUGCAACUACGAUUGAUAAUAACAUUAAAAUCUCAUGGAAAUUAGAAAAUGUUAACCAACACAAUACAAUAGUUGUAAAUGAGCCGUUUACAUAUAUUGUCAGAUACAAACUAAAACGAAUUAUCAGUUGUUCUUUGGAUGAAAUAGAAAACGAUUGGACGUCAACUACAAUUUACAAUCGAACAAACUACGAAAUAUUCGAAACSAUACCUAAUUCGCAGUACUGCAUACAAGUUGCAGUUGCUAAUGAUGAGAAACAUACUCAACGAGAAACUCAGGUUUACGCAUUAACGCCGGCAUCAAAUCCAAAAACUCAACCUGUUUUUGACCUUGAACACCCAAUGUAUGUGACGAAYGACUCGGUAUUUAUUCAGUGGAAAAUCGAUCCCGAAAGUUGUUCAAAGUUAAAUGGAUUCUUUUCAACGUUUUAUAUUGAACUAAAAGAUAAGGUAGAUGACACAUUAGAAAUAAUAGAAACGAAAAAAAACUACCUUUACACCAAUAAGCUGAAAUCAAAUAAUUAUUAUGAACUGAAAGUGUUUAUAAAAACACACAUUGGAUAUAACGCUGAACAAUAUCUAUUUACAAACUUUACUACUAAAUCAAAAUAUUUAGUACCUGUCUAUGAUAUCGUAGYUUAUAAAAAGAGUCUAAGACAUCGAUCAGUAGGACUUCGUUGGUAUUAUAUAGAAGACUCAAAUUUAAAUGGAUUUAUAGUUUCAUUCAAUAAAGAAGGUUUUGGAAACAAAAAAAAUGUUAUAGAGAUUGCCCCGACGAAAUGUUCCGCUUGGCCGGAAUAUUAUUGCCAUAAUUUUAAUAAUUUGAGCCCAGCAGUUACCUUCACGUUUAAUAUAAAGCCUAAGUUUAUAAGUAAUCCUGAAGGUGGUAAAGUUUCGUCUAUUUCAUUUAAAAUGAUCGAUGAACUACCAGAUUCUCCAAAUAAUUUCAAAGUAAUUGAUAUUGRAARGACUUUUAUAAMACUCGAGUGGGAUAUUCCGUGGAUAUUUAAUGGUGUAUUAGAUAUGUACAUUAUUAACGUAGAAGAAAUGUCAGAUAUGARAUUGUAUUCAAGUAUGAGGUCAAUAGAAUUAGCAAUCUACGAAGAAGUUCCUUCUUACAACUAUACGCUAAAAGAUCUAAAUCCUGGUUCGACUUAUUCAAUUGGAAUAGUGACUGURUCCAAGUCAUUGUGGUAUAGUCUACCAUCGACAAUUCACGCAACGACACUUGAUGAUUAAUUAUUAUUAUUUUAUUUAUAAAAUAUUAACCAAAAGUUUAUUUUUUUUUAUAUAUAACACGUUUCCAAGUAAUAAGUUUUUACUUUAUUAGAUUUUGUAAUCAUCGAACACAUGCUAUUAUGAAUAUCGUAUAGAAAAUACCAUUAAGAAUUAGAUUUAU